GAAUCUGUGAUAGCUAUUGGCGUGGGCAUCCAGAUGCGGGGCACGCCCACGCGCGGGUGUUAGAGUAGGGACGGGGGAGGGAGGAGCGGGAGGCGUGAAAGUGUUGUGAUUAUCAUUUCAGGCGUAGGACGUGUACAGAGAUGGGCUGUUUCCCAUGCUUCGACUCUAAACCGAAGGAGAGGAAGCCGCUGAAGAGGGACGACAACAACAGCAGCCGUGAUGGGCAAUCGGCAGCUGCCAACCCCGUCGCGCAAAUCUCCAAGCUUCCCUCAGGUAACUCGAAGAAAUACGACGCGAAGGGGUCUUUCGAUAAGAAGGAGCCGCAGCGCGAAGGGAGCACGCACAUCGCCGCUCAGACUUUCACGUUCCGCGAGCUAGCUGCGGCGACGAAGAAUUUCAGACCGGAGUGUUUGUUGGGCGAGGGAGGCUUCGGUCGCGUGUACAAGGGGCGUCUGGAGAACACCGGGCAGGUGGUGGCAGUGAAGCAGCUGGAUCGGAACGGGCUGCAAGGGAACCGAGAGUUUCUGGUAGAAGUGUUGAUGCUGAGUCUGUUGCAUCAUCCGAAUCUCGUAAGCCUGAUCGGAUACUGCGCCGACGGUGAUCAGCGGCUGCUGGUGUACGAGUUCAUGCCGUUGGGGUGCUUGGAAGAUCAUCUUCAUGACCUGCCGCAGGACAAAGAGUGCCUGGACUGGAACACUCGGAUGAAGAUCGCGGCGGGAGCAGCUCGGGGUCUGGAGUACCUGCACGACAAGGCGAACCCACCUGUAAUUUAUCGGGACUUCAAGAGUUCGAACAUAUUGCUGGACGAGGGGUUCCAUCCGAAGCUGUCGGAUUUCGGUCUGGCGAAGCUGGGUCCGGUGGGGGACAAGACGCACGUAUCGACGCGGGUGAUGGGGACUUACGGGUACUGCGCCCCGGAGUACGCAAUGACGGGGCAGCUGACGCUGAAGUCGGACGUGUACAGCUUCGGCGUGGUGUUGCUGGAGCUGAUAACGGGGCGGAAGGCGAUCGAUAAUUCUCGGGCGGCCGGGGAGCACAACCUGGUGGCGUGGGCUCGGCCGCUGUUCAAGGACAGAAGGAAGUUUCCGUCGAUGGCAGAUCCGAUGCUGCAGGGGCGGUAUCCAAUGCGCGGGCUGUACCAAGCUCUGGCGGUGGCGGCGAUGUGCUUGCAGGAGCAGGCGGCAACGCGGCCUCUGAUCGGGGACGUGGUGACAGCGCUGAGCUAUCUGGCGUCGCAGAUCUACGACCCCGGGGUGCACCCGCUGGGGUCGAGCCGGUUCGCACCGGCGACACCGUCCCGAGAGAAGCGGGAGAAGGAGAAGAAGAUGCCGCCGGGUCCGAACGCGAUCGAGGAGCGGAUGGUGAAGGAGCAGAGAGCUGGGAAAGCAGGACCACGGUCGCCGUCGGUGCGGUCGCAGGCAGCGUCUCCGGACCUGCGGGUGAAGGAGGGAGGGGCGCGAGCGCGGGUGACGAACGGAGUGCUGGAGGAGUCGCGGGGGUCGGAGUCAGGAUCGGGGAGGAAGAGGGACUCGGAGGAGUGGGAGAGGCACGAGGGGGGAGGGCGGGACAGCCCCGGAUACGCGGGGAGGACGGGGAGGGACGGGCUGAAGCCCCAGGCUCCGACUCGAGAACGCGAGCGAGCGGUGGCGGAGGCACGGGUGUGGGGGGAGAACUGGCGGGAGAGGAAAAGGGGGACGGCUUAGGAGAGUGAGAGUGAGUUGGGGCGGAGUGAAAUGGAUGUUGUUGGAGACAGGAGCUGGUAGAUGUGGGACAGCUGUGGUAUUCGAACUGAAUAGUCGAGCGUGCCGCAUACAUAAAUUUGAUCGCUCUUGAGAGGGAGUCGGUUUGGUUCAGUAUUGUGUAUCAACGAAGGCAUCAGGAAUCGCAGCUACAGAAAAAGAAAGAGGAAAAACAAAACAAAAAAAAAUUGAAAUGCGAACCUUGUUGUGAGAACUUUAGCGAAGGUGUUGCGUGGUGGCUGUCAGUGGAUGGCCUGUGGAUCGGGUGGAGUGGCGUUGCGGUGACUGAUGUUUGGAUGGGAAUUGGGGUGGCUGAAUGCGCACAUGAUGCAUGAGAUGCGGCGUGGUUCCUCCCGGACUGUUGGUGGUUGUGUUGGUUGCAUUCCUUGCUAUGGUAUGGGUAAUGCAGUGUUGGAUGAUACGUAUUGUGUUUGUUUGAAUGAUUUGGCGCACAAGUGGCAGGCGAGGAUGGGCGCGGGGACCUUUGAACGACUUCGUGUUGGGCGGGGAUUUCGUAUCGCCCGAUGCGAGGAUGUGAGACGUGUUCUCAGUUUGCGGCGUUUGGCGCGAACACGGUUGUCAGAGUCGUGAGCCCUCUUUUCGGCGGCGCCGAGGAGUGGGAUGUUUUUGGGGGCACCGUUUUUCGUUUUGAUGGUCGUUGUGGAACUGUGAGGCAUGGAUGUGUGCCGGCGCCUGCUGUACCGAAUCAUGUGUGAAGAUUCUCAAUCCGGUUUGGAGCUGGUGUGCCAUUGUGUCACGCCAUUGGCGGGCGUGAACGCCGAAGAGGCUGUGUGCGGGACAGGGUGGCCGCAACGAAGUCUGGGUGUUUUCAAUGAUACAACGCAAAGGGGCAUUUUUGGUUUUGAAUCGAACAUCGGGUUGUCAGGCUCAUAAUUUUUUGAAUCUGGCAGCUCGAGAGCAGCGUGGCCUCGUUGACAGUGGCAAUGUCGGAUUGGUCUGGUGAGCCUUCGAGAACGGAGGCUUGACGCGAGGGGGUUUGGCGUCGAAUGGUUACUGGGGUGGCAGCUGAGACCGGUAGGUCGGAUGAACAGACAACGGAAUGGUAGCAGCUUGGACUGCGUCUAUACGAUGUGGAAAACGAGGUUUGUUUUGGUGAGGUGCGUAGUGUGCGUUUCUGAAAGGGCCGGGAGGGGGGUCAAUUAGAGCGUUGGCUGCGCAGUGGGAUUCUGCACAAGGGUCGAGGCAGAAGGGGAUGAAGGACUUCCCCUGUGUCGAGGAAGCGUUUGAAUCUCACAUGAACAUCGACGCCGCAAUGCUCGAAAAGGCCCCCACUGGCCAGCCACAGCACCGAGGGUGGUUAUAGGGCUUGCUGCGAGGGAUACGCGACAAGAAACCACGUGUGACGGAGAGAAAUACGCAACAGAGAGAUGCGAUGUAGCAAAAUGGCUGGCAGAGAAUGAGGUGGUGAAUGGGAACGUGACAAGAGAUGCACGGCCGUAGCAUAUAAACAAGAGGUUUGGGCAUGAGUGAUACAGUUGGCAACGUUGGAUUAUUCGUUUUGAUAUUUUAUAUGCGGUGCAUCUGAACUGAGUAUUUUGAGUGUUUGGAUGAGCGCUCUGGCUGUUCUCAUGGCGGAUUGAUCCAUGGAGCCAUGCUUUGGCGGUACUUGUUUAUCUAUUUUUGACUUCAGUUGAGAUUGCCUAUAAUUUUUUGAAUUUAGUAUCUUUUCGACA
Physcomitrium patens is the source of this 3433-nucleotide messenger RNA. RefSeq names its product putative serine/threonine-protein kinase PBL7. Gene Ontology annotation, molecular function: ATP binding; protein kinase activity. The record is from RefSeq and is a predicted model, not a curated record. Lineage: Eukaryota; Viridiplantae; Streptophyta; Bryopsida; Funariales; Funariaceae. Gene Ontology annotation, biological process: protein phosphorylation.